Molecule: messenger RNA, 2106 nt
Organism: Ananas comosus (pineapple)
Lineage: Eukaryota; Viridiplantae; Streptophyta; Magnoliopsida; Poales; Bromeliaceae
Product: transport inhibitor response 1-like protein Os04g0395600
Exons: 4
Coding region: 134-1861 (575 amino acids)
Biological process (GO): SCF-dependent proteasomal ubiquitin-dependent protein catabolic process
Cellular component (GO): SCF ubiquitin ligase complex
Molecular function (GO): protein binding
Source: RefSeq, a predicted model, not a curated record
CGGGCCGUUGAGAGCUUGAACCUGAGUUAACGCAACUAACCCUGGUUUAAAAUAUGAAGCGUUGAAGAGAGAGAAAUAGAGAAUUAGGGCGAAGCGGAAAAGGAGACGGGGAGAGAAGAGAGAGAGGUGAGAGAUGAGGUACUUCCCGGAGGAGGUGGUGGAGCACAUCUUCGGCUUCCUCACCUCGCACCGCGACCGGAACGCCGUGUCGCUGGUGUGCAAGGCCUGGUACCGCGUGGAGAGGCUGAGCCGCCGCAGCGUGUUCGUCGGGAACUGCUACGCGGUGCGCCCGGAGCGCGUGGCGGCGCGGUUCCCGCGCCUCACGUCGCUCAGGGUGAAGGGGAAGCCGCACUUCGCCGACUUCAACCUCGUCCCGCCCGACUGGGGCGGCAAUGCCGCCCCGUGGAUCGAGGAAGCUGCCCGCAGCUGCCCGGCCCUCCUCGAGCUCCGGCUCAAGCGGAUGGUCGUCACCGACGAGAGCCUCGAGCUCCUCGCCCGAUCCUUCCCCAAUUUCCAAUCCCUGGUUCUCAUCAGCUGUGAGGGCUUCAGCACCAACGGCCUCGCCGCAAUUGCCACCCAUUGCAGGUAUCUUAGGGAGCUGGACUUACAGGAAAAUGAGGUGGAGGAUCGUGGGCCCCAGUGGCUCAGCUGCUUCCCUGAUUCCUGUACUUCUCUAAUCUCCCUAAACUUUGCCUGCCUGAAAGGCGAGGUCAACCCUGCCACAUUGGAAAGGCUCGUCGCAAGAUGCCCUAAUCUCCAAACCAUAAGGCUCAACCGUUCAGUAACCGUCGAAUCUUUGGCCAAGAUUGUUGAGCGGGCCCCGCAACUGAGGGAUUUGGGGACCGGUUCUUUCGCAGUCGACCUUCGAUCUGAAGCAUGCCACAAACUGAUGAAUGCCCUCCGAAAAUGCAAAUCAAUAAGGAGCUUAUCAGGGUUCUGGGAUGCUCGUUCGCAAUGCCGUACUGUUAUUUAUCCCAUUUGUGCGAAUCUUACUGGUUUAAAUUUAAGCUAUGGUCCACUUAUCCAGUGCUCUGAGCUCACCUUUCUGAUUCGGCAUUGCUGGAAGCUUCGGCGCCUUUGGAUUUUGGACAGUAUCGGGGACAGAGGCUUGGCGGUCGUGGCUGAAAGCUGUAAGGAUCUGCAGGAGCUGAGGGUGUUUCCUGUGGACAUUUACGGUGCGGGAAGCCCUUUCGUGACAGAAGAAGGGCUUGUUGCCGUAUCUUCAGGUUGCCCCAAAUUGCACUCCUUACUGUAUUUCUGCCAUCAAAUGACGAAUGCCGCUUUAAUAACCAUCGCGAAGAACUGCCCUAACUUCACGCGGUUCAGAUUAUGCAUUCUCGACCCAAAAAAGCCUGACCCAAUCACUGGCCAACCAUUGGACGAAGGCUUUGGGGCAAUUGUGCAGUCUUGUAAAAACCUAAGGCGGCUCUCGAUGUCGGGCCUUCUCACCGACCAAGUAUUCUUGUACAUCGGAAUGUACGCAGAGCGUCUUGAAAUGCUCUCUAUUGCAUUUGCGGGGGACAGCGAUAAGGGAAUGGUGUACGUCCUAAACGGAUGCAAGAAUUUGAGGAAGCUGGAGAUUAGGGAUUGCCCGUUCGGGGAUGGGGCGCUGUUGCAGGACGUGAAAAAGUACGAGACAAUGCGAUCCCUUUGGAUGUCUUCCUGUGAUGUAACUCUCGGGGGUUGCAAGUCCUUAGCUCAAAAAAUGCCAGGGCUGAACGUAGAGGUUAUGCAUGAGGACGAAGGUAGUGGGAAGACGCAGGAAAACACUAGCGAUCGCGAUAAGGUGGAGAAGAUGUACGUGUAUCGAACACUUGCGGGCCCAAGGGAUGAUGCACCGGAUUUCGUGUGGACCUUAUAGAGAGUAAAGAUAAUAUCUUUUGUGUGACCGUGCUGCUCUAUUGAUUAUUUUUAUUGCUCUUUAGCGGUAGACUAGUAGGAUGAUGUUGCUUAAAUUGGUAUUUAGAAAUGUAAGUUAGCUGAGGAGGAUGAACCUUAGGGGCGUAUUUGUAUCUUCUCUUCUCAUGUGAAAGACUUGCAUUCGUAAUCGUCUCACUUGAUAUUGCUUAUUUAGCUUUUGUUUACCACGGAUUGUGUUCAUCUAAA